GGCUUUUUGAAAAUGGACUCUCCCUAUGUGGCGGCACGUUGACAAACCACGAAGCUAGCUAGUUACCAUACUACAAGGCCUCUCUCUGCUCCACAUAUGGACAUGUCGAGCCGAAUUAAGUCAACCAUCAAACUAUAUAUGAGCUUUCGCGGUUUUAAUGGUGUCGCUAGUUAACUCAGCCAAGUGGGAUAAUUAUGCUACAUCAUGAAUGACUUGAUCGUUGUCACUACCUAACUGAACCAGCCAACCAGGGAGCUAACCUCUGAGCGUGUAAACUUCGAGAUAAUUGCCUUUGUCAGAUAGUUCGCGAGUUGAAUCAAAACUAACGUUAGUUUAGCGUAACCAAUUUGGCUAGCAGAACAUUUGGUCGUCACUCCGCUAACGCUGCCUAGCUAGUAUGGAUAACUAGCUAGGUUUGUUAUUGUGACUUGACAGGGUUGGAGGACCGUGAUUAUUUAACUUGGCGUGCUAUUAUUUAGCUGGCUGCUGGGUAGCUAACGUUAUGGAUAACGCAGCUAGGUGACGUUGGCUAACAAUGUCUGAACACUUGUGGUUAUAGCUAGCUAAAUUAUUAAGUUAAAUAUGAAAACGUAACGAUGUUGCAUGUCAGGUUUAGCUAGAGAAUUGGGUAACCGUUAGCUAGUUCGCAAACGUUACGUUAGUUGGCUGCAAUUAAUACUUUUUGCAUGAGCACAAACUGAAAUGGCUUCGCGUUAGACUGCUUCCUUUUCCCUAACUAGCCAAAUUUGCUAUCAGUGGUUUGCGACACGUUAUCAAAAUGUUUAACUAGAUAGAUGUAACGUUAGUCUACCACACCAUGUAAUUUGCUCCUGCACAAAUACUUGCGGACUGCCUUAUUAGUUACCGGAAACGGCUGGCUUAGAAACUCUGUCGCGGUACUCUACCGAAGGAACACGUGUAUCAGCUAGCUAGUUAGUGCUGAAGUCUGCAAUCAGUAGGCUAAUUUAUAAUUUAGCAAUCAGGCCAUGCCAUUGUACGCAGCGGGAGAUUAACGUAAUGUUAGCAGCCAUAGUGUUGUGCAAAGUUGUUAUUCUAACACAGUCAAAGGCGGGAAAUGUGUCAUUACGUGUACACAUUUCACCAUGUAGCCUAUGCUAACUCUCCUCAUACAUUGCACAUGCAAACGAAAAUAAGUAUAAGAUUUCUGGAGACAUGGCCACAGAACAUAUUAAUGGAAAUGGUCCAGAAGAACCAAUGGACACCACUGCUGCAGUUACCCAUUCUGAACACUUCCAGACUUUAUUAGAAGCUGGUUUACCACAGAAAGUUGCUGAAAAACUAGAUGAAAUUUACAUAGCAGGUUUGGUAUCACACAGUGACCUAGAUGAUAGAGCGAUUGAGGCUCUGAAAGAGUUCAACGAAGAAGGUGCUCUGCAAGUUCUGUUGCAGUUCAAGGACAGCGACCUCUCACAUGUUCAGAACAAAAGUGCCUUUCUUUGUGGAGUUAUGAAGACAUAUAGACAGAGGGAGAAACAGGGUACCAAAGUCUCAGACUCCAAUAAAGGACCAGAUGAGGCCAAAAUCAAAGCCCUGCUGGAGAGAACUGGCUAUACGCUCGAUGUAACAACAGGUCAGCGGAAGUAUGGAGGCCCCCCUCCAGAUUCUGCUCACACAGGGGCACAGCCCACAAUUGGUACAGAGAUUUUUGUUGGCAAGAUCCCUAGAGAUCUAUUUGAGGAUGAGCUGGUCCCUCUGUUUGAGAAAGCCGGGCCCAUUUGGGACCUGCGUCUGAUGAUGGACCCCCUCAGUGGCCUGAACAGAGGUUACGCCUUUGUCACUUUCUGCACUAAAGAGGCGGCGCAGGAGGCUGUCAAGCUGUGUAACAACAAUGAAAUUCGACCCGGCAAACACAUUGGUGUGUGCAUCUCUGUGGCCAAUAAUAGACUAUUCGUUGGCUCCAUCCCCAAGAGUAAAACAAAAGAGCAGAUUGUGGAAGAAUUUGCCAAAGUCACGGAGGGUCUUAACGAUGUCAUACUGUACCAUCAGCCAGAAGACAAGAAAAAGAACAGAGGCUUUUGCUUCUUGGAAUAUGAAGACCACAAAACUGCCGCUCAGGCCCGCCGCCGGCUGAUGAGUGGCAAGGUCAAGGUGUGGGCGAACGUGGUGACUGUGGAGUGGGCUGACCCCAUAGAAGACCCUGAUCCUGAGGUCAUGGCCAAGGUGAAAGUGCUGUUUGUCCGAAACCUUGCGAGCACUGUAACGGAGGAAAUACUUGAAAAGGCCUUCAGUCAUUUUGGCAAGUUGGAGCGGGUGAAGAAGCUGAAAGACUACGCCUUCAUCCACUUUGAGGAGAGAGACGGCGCAGUCAAGGCUUUGGCCGACCUGAAUGGGAAAGACCUGGAGGGAGAGCACAUUGAAAUAGUCUUUGCAAAGCCACCUGACCAGAAGAGGAAAGAACGCAAAGCCCAGAGACAAGCGGCUAAGACACAAAUGUAUGACGAUUACUAUUACUACGGCCCACCUCACAUGCCACCUCCCACAAGAGGCAGGGGACGAGGUGGCGGCCGAGGAGGCUACUCUUACCCCCAUGACUACUACGGCUAUGAAGAUUACUACGAUUACUAUGGCUACGACUACCACAACUACCGGGGUGGCUAUGAAGACCCCUACUACGGCUAUGAGGACUUCCAAGCUCCCAGCCGAGGACGAGGAGGAGCCCGAGGCGGAGCCCGUGGUGGUGCCACCCUAUCCUCCCGGGGCCGUGGAGCUGCCACACCCAGGGGCAGAGUGGGUGGCUUUUCUCAGCGAGGUGGAAGUGGCCCUGGAUCGAGCAGAGCAGGGAAAAGGGGUCGAGGCCGGUCCUGACCUGUCACUAUGAAGACUGACUUACUGUGUUGGGUUACACCAGAAGCUGCAAUGGAUACGGAUGGAAAAGUCAGCAAAAUGGUCCAAUAUUCCAGCCUUACAGAAGCAUCUCCCCCAAACUGCCACCUAAACAAUCAGCGGAUUAUUUAGAAAAACUUGCCUCCCCCUGUAUGCCCACACCCCCCAAAAAAUGCCAUUUUAAAUAAUUAUUGAAGAAUUUGCACUUUUUAAGUUUCUUAGUUUGAAGUGGCUCAAAGGAGCUUGAUGCUAUUGUAUAUUUUUGUGCUAAUCACAAUUUUUAUUGUUGGAAUAUCCCUGUUAAUCUUAAUCGUUUGAUUUGGAUGUUUGAAGAGAACAUUUGCAGGUUUUAGGUGUAACCACCUGGCAUGGAUAAGUCAGGCAUUCCAGGAAAGUGGUUCUUUUCAGAACUUGUCUUUUUUAAAGGGUUGGUUAACUACCUCAGUACAGAGGAUUAAACUACCCGGCCUGUACUGUAAAUAGGGAAACUAUAUUGAUGAAAGCAGGGCUUGUUUCCUACAAAAUAUGCACAAGAGCAGCAGCACAACCGAAAGGACUUGCUGCAGCUCUGACAUGGCAAACAGUCAAACUGGGCAUGCAAAAAUAAUCUCAUAUGAUGAGCCUGAACAAGCCCUGCUUUUAUCCUAUUUUGAACUGAAUAAGCCACCUUGCUUCUUCAGAUUAUUGUAGUUACUGGUUGUAUAGUUUGGAAAAUGUUACUUUUGUAAAGGCUUGAACAUCAAGAAGGGUGUCAACUGCCUUUGAAAAAGCCCUGCAGUGUCCCUUUGCCACUCCCAAUGAUUUUUUUUAUUGUUUUUAGAAUAGAUCAGAAUUAUGUUCAGUACCACCCCCUUUACUGUAAAAUAAAUAUCCCAAUCAUGUGACAUCUUGAAUGAUCCCUCUAACUCUAAGCCAGCUACUAUGUAAUCAAGUCUUUUGAUUAAAAAGGAAUUGCCAUACUGCCCAGCCAGCGAGCAUGUGUGCCUGUAGCUGUUUUGAAGGGGGUCGUGAUCAUACAGUGGUAAAAGGGAUACUGCAGCUGUUAUUCGUAUUCCAUGUAUAGCGAAAAGGAGACUGAACUAUUCAUCCGGUUUUGUACACUGUUAACUCCCUCAAUAAAAUAAUUACAACCACCUUUUGAAAAAAUGUUAGCAGUUUUAAACUAUUGUUGGUGGCCAACCACGUUUUUGCAUUCCUGCAAAUAAAUUGUUUUAUACUGUAAAAUGGAGGUGAGUGUAACUUAUUUUUGUAAUAAAGUUUUUGAUUU
Molecule: messenger RNA, 4111 nt
Organism: Oncorhynchus kisutch (coho salmon)
Lineage: Eukaryota; Metazoa; Chordata; Actinopteri; Salmoniformes; Salmonidae
Product: heterogeneous nuclear ribonucleoprotein Q
Exons: 12
Coding region: 1174-2826 (550 amino acids)
Molecular function (GO): RNA binding
Source: RefSeq, a predicted model, not a curated record